ACAUACAUUCACUCCUUCUCUCUGUCUCUCUUCGCUUCUCUUCUCUGCCACCCCCAUUGCUGUAACCAAAACCUCUCUUUUUUCUCCUUCUUCUUCUUCUUCUCACCAAUUACCCUUUCAGUUUUCGUCCCACACCGCUUGCUUCUCAAACCCUACUACUGUAACACAACCUUAUAUACUCCCUCUGGAACCUUAAGCUACAAAACCUUAACAUUCCUCACCAUCCUCCACCUCCGGUUUUCAAAAUUUUAUAAUUAUUCGGUUGGGGUUAUUCUAUCUGCAAACAAAAUGACGCAGCAGAAUGUGGUACCGUCCAAGACAAAAUCCGGGAUCAACAGGGACCUAGCGGUUGCGCAAAAGCCACCGGCGGCGCCGGGGGGCUACAUUCCCAUUCCGAGGAGGAGGGUUUUGAAGAACCUUGAGAUCAAUGGAGGACAAAGAAUCAAUGCAUGGGUUGAUUCCAUGAGAGCCUCUUCUCCCACCCAUGCCAAAUCAACCUCUUCCUUCGCCGAAGAACACAGCUCUUGGAUUCUUCGCCACCCUUCGGCAUUAGACAUGUUUGAGCAAAUUAUGGAUGCAUCCAGGGGAAAGCAAAUCGUCAUGUUCCUGGACUAUGAUGGUACUUUGUCACCUAUUGUUGAUGAUCCAGACCGUGCUUUCAUGUCGGAUUCGAUGAGGAAAACAGUGAGGAAACUUGCGAGGUGUUUUCCCACUGCUAUAGUUACAGGCAGAUGCAGAGACAAGGUUUACAAUUUUGUGCGAUUGGCUGAGCUAUAUUAUGCUGGAAGCCAUGGCAUGGAUAUCCAAGGCCCAACAAGAGACUCCAAAUACAGCAACAAAGACAAAGGAGAGCCAGUUCUUUUUCAACCUGCCAGUGAAUUUCUUCCCAUGAUAGACGAGGUGUACAAUGAAUUAGUUGAGAAAAUGAAAUCAAUCCCUGGAGCAAGGGUGGAGAACAACAAGUUCUGCGUCUCUGUUCAUUUUCGCUGCGUUGAUGAAAAGAAAUGGAGUGAACUGGCACAGGAAGUGAGAUCAGUAUUAAAAGAGUACCCGAAGCUUCGUCUUAACCAAGGAAGAAAGGUAUUAGAGAUUCGUCCAUCCAUUAAAUGGGACAAAGGGAAAGCACUGGAAUUUUUGUUAGAGUCACUUGGAUUUGCCAACUGUAACGAUGUCUUUCCUGUUUACAUUGGAGAUGAUAAAACCGAUGAAGAUGCAUUCAAGAAACUUAGAGACAGAGGACAAGGUUUUGGGAUUCUUGUCUCGAAAUUCCCAAAGGACACUACUGCAUCAUACUCUUUACAAGAACCUAACGAGGUGAUGGAUUUCCUUCAACGAUUGGUGGAAUGGAAACAAGUAUCCCUUCGUCUCCGAGCACGUUCCCGUGUGUAAAUGAAUAGAAUGAUAAUGUACAUCCCUACCCUGCCAUAAAAAUGGAGUCGAGCUAGGGUAGCAUAUAGGACCCUUUUUUCUUGUUUUGUUCAGAUUAGAACAAGGAACAAAAAUGUAUGAAAAAAGGAAACACAAAAGUGUCUUUCUGAGUUUGAAGCACGUUUACAUUGAUGUAAUUAACCACGUAGUUUGUAGUACGGAGGAAAAGUCUCUGUUGCAUCAAAUGUAAUACUGAAUGGAUUAUUAAUUUUGUACUUUUCCAAAAAUGAUAAUAUAUGUUACAAGUUACGUA
Vigna unguiculata (cowpea) is the source of this 1681-nucleotide messenger RNA. RefSeq names its product putative trehalose-phosphate phosphatase J. Gene Ontology annotation, biological process: trehalose biosynthetic process. The record is from RefSeq and is a predicted model, not a curated record. Gene Ontology annotation, molecular function: trehalose-phosphatase activity. NCBI's taxonomy places the organism in Eukaryota, Viridiplantae, Streptophyta, Magnoliopsida, Fabales, Fabaceae.